Phycomyces blakesleeanus NRRL 1555(-) is the source of this 780-nucleotide messenger RNA. RefSeq lists its product as hypothetical. The transcript is spliced from 9 exons. NCBI's taxonomy places the organism in Eukaryota, Fungi, Mucoromycota, Mucoromycetes, Mucorales, Phycomycetaceae. The record is from RefSeq and is a predicted model, not a curated record. Bases 1 to 780 code for a protein of 259 amino acids.
AUGUGUACAUUUUACAUUUUUUUUCAUGCUUUUACUCUUCCUAUAAACUUACGUGAUCUCUUGGCAUAUCAGAAAUAUCUAUUGACAAUUCUGAAAGCACCGACGAAGCAAAUUUCAUAUCUCGAAUUCAUUGUGGAUUGGGAGAAAAUGAACGGAACCAUUUCAUUCCGAGUCUUUACUGAACACGUAGAGCAGCAGUUAAUUAAAAGAACCACUGAAAAAAAAAAUUACGCUCGAGACAAGCAAUAUGAGAAGACGGUCCCUUUUUCUAUAAAGCAGUCGGUACAGAAAAAGAUCAAAAACAGUCUGAACAAAUCAAGAGUAUAUUAUAUAUAUGAAAGUAAACAGGGCUCAUUCAAAUUAAGUAUGCAGACCAAAGAAAAGAUUAAGAGCCGUGAGUUGAUGAGAGACACGACUCUUUACAUGAAGGGUACUUGUAAGAGGCGUAUGGAUAUGAGAAUCAGCUUUGAAAAUGUGAAAAAAGUGUUUUUAAAGAGGUCGCAACAGGAAUAUUGCCACUGGGACAAUAUAAGCCAUAAGCAUAAGCAUCGAAAAUACAACUUUGUGCAAGACCCCCUCAUCAAUUUUUUUGUGACCAUAUUCAGCCACACCCUCAUCCACCCAACCUUUCUCACCCGGAAUGGACUUGUUUUUGGAAACUUAGGAUUCCUCACGACAUUCGUAUGGUUUGGUGUAAUCCUCUUUGGGGGAGGUUUAUCUACCUACCUGUCUGCUUGUCUGCCCAACCACUUGUAUUCCAAUAGAAAGACAGCUUCAUAG